UCCUGCAUCAAGGGAAACAUGGCUUUAGCCCGGCCGGCAAGGAUUUUGUCACUAGCCGUUCGAUUGCUUCGGGAGCCCCGACGGAACUUAGCGGGGCGCGGCUCCGACGAGCCCUUGCCAGUGGUGCGCGUCCCGCGGGCUCUGCAGCGACGACAGGAGCAGCGACAGAGCGGCCGUGGGAGCUUCCCACGCCCGGUGCUAGUGCGACCUGGGCCACUGUUGGUCUCGGCGCGGCGGCCGGAGUUGAACCAGCCCGCCCGCCUCACGCUGGGCCGUUGGGAGUGCGCGCCUUUGGCCUCGCGUGGCUGGAAGCAUCGGCGAUCGCGUCGGGACCAUUUUUCCAUAGAGCGAGUGCAGCAGGAGGCGCCCGCCCUGAGGAACCUCUCGUCCCGGGACAGCUUCGAGGACCUGGGUCUGGAGCCCCGAGUGCUGCUCGCGCUUCAGGAAGCUGCGCCCGAAGUUGUUCGGCCUACCUCAGUGCAGUCGGAAACCAUUCCUCCACUGCUUCGCGGACGCCACGUCCUUUGCGCUGCUGAAACUGGUAGUGGCAAGACGCUCAGCUACCUACUGCCCCUAUUUCAACGGCUCCUGAGAAGUGCAAACCUGGACUCCCGCCGUUCCACCGCUCCCCGGGGCAUGGUUGUGGUACCUUCCCGAGAAUUAGCCGAACAGGUGCAGGCGGUGGCCCAGUCGUUGGGUAGAUACUUGGACCUGCAGGUGAUACCGCUUGGCGGAGGCCUCGGCAUGAGCAGGCUCAAAAUGCAGCUGUGUAGAUGUCCGUCAGCAGAUGUGGUAGUGGCCACUCCAGGGGCGUUGUGGAAGGCUCUGAAAAGUCAACUGAUCAACUUAGAGCGUCUUUCCUUCAUAGUGUUGGAUGAAGUAGACACACUGCUGGAUGAAAGCUUCCUGGAACUGGUGGACUACAUCUUGGAAAAAAGCCCUAUAGCAGAAAGUCCAGAUGAGUUAGAAGACCCAUUCAAUCCCAAAGCUCAGUUAGUGAUGGUGGGAGCUACGUUUCCAGAAGGCCUAAACCAAUUGCUGAGUAAAGUCAGCAGCCCAGACUAUCUCACCACCAUCACCAGCUCCAAGCUCCACUGCAUCAUGCCUCAUGUCAAACAGACAUUUAUGAGGCUAAAGGGAGCAGAGAAGGUAACAGAACUGGUUCAGAUCCUCAAACAGCAUGACAAAACCAAAAAGACAGAACCCUCGGGAACCAUCCUGGUGUUUUGCAAUAGCUCCAGCACUGUGAACUGGCUGGGAUAUAUUCUGGAUGACCACAAAAUCCAGCAUCUAAGGCUGCAAGGGCAAAUGCCAGCCUCCAUGAGGGCAGGUAUCUUCCAGAGUUUCCAGAACGGCUCCCAAAACGUACUUGUCUGCACAGACAUAGCCUCACGAGGUCUAGACAGCAUCCAUGUGGAAUUGAUUGUCAAUUAUGAUUUCCCCCCUACUCUGCAGGAUUACAUCCACAGAGCAGGAAGGGUGGGUCGUGUGGGCAGCGAAGUGCCAGGGACCGUUAUCAGUUUUGUGACCCACCCCUGGGAUGUGAGCCUGGUUCAGAAAAUUGAGCUAGCAGCUCGUCGAAGGAGAAGCCUCCCAGGACUACCAUCUUCAGUGAAAGACCCCUUGCCUCAACAAGCCUGAUUUGGUUUUGGCUGGUUCAAAUCUAAUGUUAGAGCAGGGACAUUCCUGGAGGCCCAGGAAGGUGGAACACACCUGUCACUGUGUGACUGCCUCUCUGAGAGCUUAAUGAACUGGAGAAUUGGAGAGUAAGCUACUGGCCAGGGUUGGAGAGUAACAUAUUUAAAAAAAUAAAGUGGAUCUUGAUU
Psammomys obesus (fat sand rat) is the source of this 1826-nucleotide messenger RNA. It is a transcript of the gene Ddx28, whose product is annotated as DEAD-box helicase 28. Gene Ontology annotation, molecular function: RNA helicase activity; nucleic acid binding; ATP binding. The coding region runs from base 19 to 1641 and encodes 540 amino acids. The transcript has a single exon. Gene Ontology annotation, biological process: mitochondrial large ribosomal subunit assembly. Gene Ontology annotation, cellular component: mitochondrion. Lineage: Eukaryota; Metazoa; Chordata; Mammalia; Rodentia; Muridae. The record is from RefSeq and is a predicted model, not a curated record.